AUGCCGCGGGAUCCCUUAAUCGGCCUUGUAGGCAAGCCUUCUGCUGGCAAGAGCACGACUCUAAACAGCUUAACCGAUGCGACGUCUAAAGUUGGAAACUAUCCUUUCACAACGAUUGACCCGCAACGAGCCAUCGGUUAUCUCCAAAUAGCAUGCGCCUGCGAACGCUUCGGUGUACAAGAUAAAUGCAAGCCUAACUAUGGAUCGUGUGUUGAUGGCCGCCGUUCCGUGCCAAUAGAGCUUCUCGACGUAGCUGGACUUGUUCCCGGCGCACAUCAGGGCAGAGGUCUAGGUAAUAAGUUUCUAGACGACCUCCGACAUGCGGAUGCUCUAAUUCAUGUUGUGGAUGCUAGCGGGAGGACGAAUGCUGAGGGCGAAAAUACACGAGGAUAUGACCCCUCCCAGGAUAUAGCCUGGUUACGUGGUGAGAUCGUCGCCUGGAUUAAAGGAAAUCUGUGGGAGAAAUGGGGACAGUUCUCAGGCUAUGGAAGUACGGCAGCAGUAGUGGCACGCACUCUAGACCGUCUUAACCUAAAAGAGCCGCUGGAGCACUGGACCGAGGAGACGGUAGAUCGUGUUGUCAGCACAUUCACUGAUGAGAAAUUCCCCACGGUGAUCGCGCUAAACAAAAUCGACGAUGCUGAUGCUUACACAAAUCUCAUGAAGAUCACUAAGAUGCAGGAUCCCAAUAUGGUGGUCGCAUGUUCGGCGAAGGCCGAGCUGUUCUUACGAAAAAUGGCUAAGCAAGGUUAUAUAAGGUAUACGGAGGGAACUGAGUUUGUGGAUACACGCGAAGAUCUGAUAGCAGACGGCGAUCCAGACGGUGGGGGAUUGAAGGAACUGGAUGAAAAGAAUAAGAACACUAUCGAGGAAUAUAGAGAUAUGAUCUUGUUCCGAUAUGGGUCUACUGGCGUCGUCCAGGUUCUUUCGAAGGCGGCCGAAAUACUCGGUCUUGUGCCCGUCUUCCCCGUACGAAACGUAUCGACUUUCAGCUCCGGUUCAGACACAAAGGUCGCGUUCAGGGAUUGCGUCCUGGUAAAAAAGAACUCAACUGUGGGCGACGUCGCGAGGAAAGUUAUGGGUGAUGCGCCGAUUGCCUACGUAGAAGGAGUGGGAGGCGUUCGAGUUUCGGAAGACGCCGUCGUGACCGCAGGCAAAAACGACGUUUUAUCGUUUAAGAUAGGUCGAGGGUAA
Molecule: messenger RNA, 1194 nt
Organism: Daldinia childiae
Lineage: Eukaryota; Fungi; Ascomycota; Sordariomycetes; Xylariales; Hypoxylaceae
Exons: 5
Coding region: 1-1194 (397 amino acids)
Cellular component (GO): cytoplasm
Molecular function (GO): GTP binding; ATP hydrolysis activity
Source: RefSeq, a predicted model, not a curated record